AUGCAGACAUUGGCUCUCAGUUUUGUGUUAUUAUGGCCUCUAGUGUAUUCCACCACCGAAUGGUGGGGCGAUUUACGAGCUCAUCUUAAUCCCGCCAGGUCGCCUGCAUUCUAUGACGUCACGUAUGAUGAAGCAGGUUGUCCAGAAGGAUUACGUUCGGAUGUCAUUCCCGACUAUGUCUACUUCGGCACGAUGAUAGCAACGAUGAGUGUGAAUAAACACGAUGAAUGUCUGCAGAAAUGUGCCGAAAAGCCGCAAUGCAAGGCUGUCAAUUACUUCCACCCAUUCGCCUUCCAGAAAAAGGGAUUCUGUGAACUUCUUUCGGAAACUCAACGCGACAAUCCGCGACAGAUGCGACCUUUCUAUAUGGCCACUUAUUUUGAGAACAUUCAGUGCCGCGACACCGAAUACACCACCAAUGACCUAAUCGACAUUGUUCAAAAACCAAAGCCAAAUCGUGAAAAGGAACUUGAAAUUAAUAGAUUGGUGAAGAAACUCCCCGACAAAGUAAAUGAGUUCAACUUGGGCUUCCGGAUAGCCCGCUGA
Angiostrongylus costaricensis is the source of this 546-nucleotide messenger RNA. NCBI's taxonomy places the organism in Eukaryota, Metazoa, Nematoda, Chromadorea, Rhabditida, Metastrongylidae. The record is from the annotation of a GenBank genome assembly.